Molecule: messenger RNA, 2584 nt
Organism: Ziziphus jujuba (common jujube)
Lineage: Eukaryota; Viridiplantae; Streptophyta; Magnoliopsida; Rosales; Rhamnaceae
Product: pentatricopeptide repeat-containing protein At5g46580, chloroplastic
Exons: 1
Coding region: 320-2470 (716 amino acids)
Molecular function (GO): protein binding
Source: RefSeq, a predicted model, not a curated record
ACAGCCUUCGGGCUUUCUCUGACCAUACACAUACGGUUAAGGCUACCCACCCUUUGUGGUGGAUCUCUAACCCAAUUUUUUUUUUUCAAUUUUAAUUAUCAAAUUUUACAUUCAAUAAUUUUUGACACUUUUUUUUGUUUUUUUUUUCUUAUCCAUUUUGUCAAAUUCCUCCAAAAAUUUUCCUUUCAUUUAAGAUAAGCUCCCCCAAGAAAAAAUAUCUCAAACACACUCUAAAACUAGCUGCUUCUUCUUCAUAUAGAUUUUUUGUCUUUGGGUUUUGACCCAGAAAAAAAAAAAGAAAAAGCAUAUCCUUCUCAGUAUGGCUUCCACUGCGCUUUCGGCAGCUCUGGAUGUACGUUUCUCUGGCCAUUCCACUGAAACCAAGAGACCCAUCUUCUUCGCUUCACCAUUAAAACAAUUCCCAAAGAAAAGAUUCACCAUUUAUUGCAGUUCCUCCAAGUCUCCACCCAAAUCUCCACCUGAUUUAGCACAACCUAACAACAAGAAGAAAAACCCAUCUUUAUCCGACCAACUCAGACCUUUAUCCAAAACCACUCUCUCCAACACUACCAAAGAGCAAGCUAAUCUCUUAUCCAAGCCAAAGUCUACCUGGGUUAACCCUACUAAGCCCAAGCGUUCUGUUAUUUCCCUUCAGAGGCACAAACGCUCUUCUUCUUCUUACUUGUACAAUUCUCAGGUGAGAGAUCUUAGACGCUUUGCCUACAAGCUCAAUAAUAGUGAUAUCUCUGAGACUGCUUUCCUGGCUGCUCUUGAAGAAAUCCCACACACACUCACUAGGGAUAAUGCGCUUUUGAUACUCAACCUUUUGAAGCCAUGGCAGAAAACCCAUAUGUUUUUCAAUUGGGUUAAGACCCAGAAUCUGUUUCCCAUGGAAACUAUAUUCUAUAAUGUUGCAAUGAAGUCUUUAAGGUUUGGGAGGCAGUUUCAGCUCAUUGAAGAGCUUGCCCAUGAGAUGAUAAGCAAUGAGAUUGAGCUUGACAAUAUCACAUACUCCACCAUUAUUACUUGUGCUAAAAGGUGCAAAGAUUUUGAUAAGGCUGUGGAUUGGUUUGAGAGGAUGUACAAGACUGGUAUGAUGCCUGAUGAGGUUACUUACUCUGCUAUUCUAGAUGUUUAUGCCCAACUGGGGAAGGUUGAGGAAGUGCUCAAUUUGUAUGAAAGAGGGAGAGCUAGUGGAUGGAAACCAGACCCCAUAACAUUCUCUGUUUUGGGAAAGAUGUUUGGUGAAACUGGGGACUAUGAUGGUAUCAGAUAUGUUUUGCAAGAGAUGAGGUCUAUUGGGGUGCAGCCUAAUUUGGUUGUGUAUAAUACAUUGUUGGAAGGAAUGGGUAAGGCUGGAAAGCCUGGUCUAGCAAGGAGCCUGUUCGAGGAAAUGCUUGAAUCAGGUCUUACUCCGAAUGAGAAAACACUGACAGCGCUUGUCAAAAUCUAUGGCAAAGCCAGAUGGGCUCGAGAUGCUAUGGAAUUAUGGGAACGAAUGAAGUCUAACUCUUGGCCUAUGGAUUUCAUUUUGUAUAACACAUUGUUGAAUAUGUGUGCGGAUCUCGGAUUGGAGGAAGAAGCCGAGAAGCUGUUUGAGGACAUGAAGCAAUCAGAGCAUUGUCAACCAGAUAGCUGGAGCUACACAGCUAUGCUCAACAUAUAUGGAAGUGGAGGGAAUGUUGACAAGGCAAUGGAAUUGUUUGAAGAGAUGCCUAAGGUGGGUGUUGAGCUCAAUGUGAUGGGUUCCACUUGUUUGAUUCAAUGCUUGGGAAAAGCCAAGAGGAUCAGUGAUAUGGUUAGAGUUUUUAGCAUUUCAAUGGAAAGAGGGGUUAAGCCAGAUGACAGGCUCUGUGGUUGCUUACUCUCUGUUGUAUCAUUAUGUGAGAAUGAGGAAGAUGAGGAUAAGGUGGUGGCUUGCUUGGAGCAGUCAAAUCCAAGAUUGGUUGCUCUUAUCAAACUACUGCAAGAAGAGAAUACUAGUUUUGAAACCAUUAAAGAUGAAUUCAGGAGUGUUAUUGGAAACACAGCAGUCGAAGCCCGAAGACCCUUCUGUAAUUGUUUGAUCGAUAUAUGUCGGAUCAAAAAUCUUGAUGAGAAAGCUCAUGAGCUUCUCUAUCUGGGAAUUCUAUAUGGGUUAUAUCCAGGUUUGCACAACAAGACAGCGGAUGAAUGGUGUCUGGAUGUUCGAUCACUAUCGGUAGGUGCAGCUCAUACUGCACUAGAAGAGUGGAUGGGUACACUCUGCAAAAUCGUUCAGCGGAAAGAGGCAUUGCCGGAGUUGUUCUUGGCUCAAACUGGGACAGGAACUCAUAAAUUCUCUCAAGGACUGGGCACUUCCUUUGCUGCUCAUGUGAGAAAGCUUGCAGCACCAUUUAAGCAGAGUGAAGAGAGAGCUGGUUGCUUUGUGGCAUCAAGGGAGGAUUUAGUGUCCUGGGCGAACUCCAGACUUUCUACUAUUACAGCCUAGGUGAGAAGAAAACCAAACUGUAAUUGCCUAAUAUGUUUAUACUUUUUGUAAUUUUUAUUCCAUCAUUUUUAGCUUUCAGAUUUCAAAGUUAUUCUUUGGAUUCCUAUUUUACAA